Messenger RNA from Pygocentrus nattereri (red-bellied piranha), 3509 nucleotides. RefSeq names its product MDM4 regulator of p53 (gene mdm4). The transcript has 11 exons. The coding region runs from base 172 to 1668 and encodes 498 amino acids. The record is from RefSeq and is a predicted model, not a curated record. Lineage: Eukaryota; Metazoa; Chordata; Actinopteri; Characiformes; Serrasalmidae. Gene Ontology annotation, biological process: regulation of cell cycle; protein ubiquitination; negative regulation of apoptotic process. Gene Ontology annotation, molecular function: ubiquitin-protein transferase activity. Gene Ontology annotation, cellular component: nucleus.
UUGCAACCGCCUACGUUCCUGCGCAGCACCACGUCAAUGAUAGUAGGCGGCUAAAUGCGCAUAGGCUGGCAAGAAACAUAACCUACAAUACAGAAGCCGCUUUCAUUAUCCGUGGGACUCCUUCAAGCGUGCCAACAAUGUAACCCUUCACUAAUUCUAAGUUAGCCAGCUAUGACCUCCAUGUCAUCAUCCCUGCACCCAGGGUUAAACUCAACAUGCAGAGCCCUUCCGGGGGAGGGAAGUCAGGUUCAGCCCAAGGCCCCCCUCCUGCAGAUUCUUCGGGUAGCAGGAGCUCAGGAGGAGGUGUUUACUCUGAAGGAGGUCAUGCACUACCUUGGCCAAUACAUCAUAGUGAAGGAAUUGUACGAUAAACAAAGACAGCAUAUAGUGCAUUGUCAAGAUGACCCACUUGGAGAGCUGUUGGAGGUGGAGAGUUUUUCUGUUAAAAACCCGAGCCCUGUGUAUGAGAUGCUGAAGAGGAAUUUGUUUAUUUUGGAUUGUUCGGACGCUGCAAAGAAUCUUUCAGUCGGCAAGGAUUCUAAUGAGUCUCCCUGUGAAGAUCCUGGUCAGGUGUCUAGCAGGAUGUGUAGCUCUAGCCAGCUCUUUAGUGUCGGCGGUGCCAGUGCUUGCACCACACAGAACUCCUCACAGCGCAGACCGCGGGAUGCGGAUGAUGACUCUUUAGAUGGGUUGCCAAGAUCAGCCUGCAAGCGGCCAAAGCUGGACGUGAGCCUUGAUGAGUGGGACCUGUCUGGUUUACCUUGGUGGUUUCUGGGUAAUCUGCGCAGUAACUACACACGCAGGAGCAAUGGCUCGACAGACAUCCACACGAAUCAAGUGUCUCCCGGGCAGGAGGAGGACACAGCCAUUGUUUCAGACACCACGGAUGAUCUGUGGUUUCUGAACGAAGCUGAAAGUGAGCAGGUGAGCGUGGAGAUGAAGGAGGCAGCGCUGGAGCAGGGCAGCGACGCAGAGUCCCCACAGGAGGAGGAAGAGCAAGGGAGGAAUAGCAAGGAGGACAAAGAGUGUUCUCAGAUGCAGGAGGAGUUAGAUGAUGACUCCCAGUGUCUGAGUGAUGAUACGGACACGGAGAUCUCCACACAGGACGCAUGGCAGUGCACUGAAUGCCGCAAAUUCAACUCUCCCCUGCAGCGCUACUGCAUGCGCUGCUGGGCCCUGCGCAAGGACUGGUACAAAGACUGCCCCCGCUUGGUCCAUUCCAUCUCAGUCCCUGACAUCCCUGUCUGCAGCUCCCACCCCCAGAGCCAUGAAGAUGAAGACGAGGAUGAUGGCAUCGAUGUGCCUGAUUGCUUGAGGACCGUGUCUGACCCCGUCAUUCUACCCUCGUAUCAGGUCGCCCGCAUCCUGCCUACUUCUUCCACCUCAGCCAAGGGGAAGGCCCCCUGCCGCCCACUGCAGAGCUCCCAGGAGAGCUCGGAAGGGGACAGCCAAGACAUGUUGGACGGAGAGACCAAGUGUCAACAGGAGGCCAUGCUGGAGCCAUGCAGGCUAUGCCGCAUCCGGCCUCGUAAUGGCAACAUCAUUCAUGGCCGCACUGCUCACUUGAUCACCUGUUUCCCCUGCGCGCGCAAGCUGCACAAAUUCCACGCUCCAUGUCCUGGCUGUGGCCAGAUCAUCCAGAAAGUCAUAAAGACUUUCGUUGCCUGAUGGAGGCAGGGGGCUGAGCAGUGGUUUGUGUAUUAAACACACACAUUUGCAAAAUGUGUAUAGAGCUCUUAUACUGUAAAUAUUAAAGAGGGCGUUAAACCCUGGGCCAAAAAUGCAUGAGUAAUGCAGCAUAACUGAAUAUCUAAAUAUUAAGUAUAAUUAAUGGAAUUGUCAGGUCUUACGUGAACUUUGCAUCAAGCUGAAGUUUUGCUCUAAUAUUUGCAAGCAUGUGUAACAGAGAUGCAUGGUUUUUUUGUUUUGUUUUUUUUCCCCCCUUCUCCUGCAGAAUUACUUUUCAGGAGAUGUGAGGUUUUGUUCCAAAAGCGACAGUAAUUCACAUGGUGGAGGGAGUUUAAACUGGUAGUUGCUAACUAUUUUUUUAUUUAUUUAUUUAUUUAUUAACGUAGUUAACCAGUUCAGGUUCAGUUCAGUUUGCUGUCUAGAUUGACUAGGUCAGCACAUUGAUUGUGAGACACAACCACAGUCAUUUUUGGGUAUUUUACAGAGUACUCAAUAGUUCUCAUUUGUUAAUGAUUAUCCACUGAGAAAGACUGGUGCUUUCUGGGGUUACAGGAAGUAUCACUUUUUACAGUUCAUCCUUUAAUAUCUGAAUGUCUGUGGUCUUGCAAAAACCAAUGGUAUUAUAAAUGUGUGCUAAAAAAAACCUAUUUGCUGCAGCCUACACUAAAAGGUGCCGAAAUACUUGGCUUGCAGGUCUUGUGAUGCUUCUGCACUUUCAGAUUGAAUAGACUUAAAGCUGUCAGGUGGUUGAUGACUUUGCCUCCUUGUUUCAGUGCUUGGUUACUGUGCAGUUUCUUUUCAUCACCUUUAGUUUCAGUCCUAGCUUUGCCUGAGCACCAGUGAGCCGUGACUGCCGAGCACAGGUCCUAUCAGACCGCAUUUGGGCCAACCCUGCCUUUCCUUCGCUCUUGUUUGGUGCCUUCUUUUCUUACCCAGUCUCUCUUUUAGGCUCUACCUGUACAGGAAAAAGAUGACUACACAUGCUAACUUUGGAAGGACCUCGAGACUUCAGUUUUGUAGGCACUGAUUGUCUUCAACUUGCCCUCUGUGUACAAUUUCUUUCAUUUUCCUGCUUUUGAAAAUGUUUUGUUUGAAGUUGUAACCAGUGCUGCUGUUGUAUUGUUUGUGCUUCAGUUGGCUAUAAUUAGAGUUUAGGCAAGGUUAAGGGAUUAAAAGAAUACUGUUUUUUUGGGGUGGGGUAGUACAAUUAUUUAUUUAUUUUUUUUCCCUCCCCUUUUAUUUCUCUCUCCCAUCUGGUCCUGUUCACAGAUGUGCAGCUGUUUUACGUUCCUAAACGGAGUGCUCAACUGCUUCUGUUUAUCCUUUUAUUGCUCAACUUGUUCUCUGUUUGCAUUUUAAUGUGAACUGUGUAAUUUGUGUGCUUUGCCUCUUGAGAAGUCUUCAUUUGAUUGCUCAACACAAGUGGCAUCCAUGGCAGAAGCAUAGUUGUACUGACUCUCACCACCAGGGGGAGAUAUAAGGUUAGAAUCAUUUUCUAUACCUGUAUAAACACAGCUCCACUGCUUUUCACCUUGCUAGUUGAUGUGGAAGUGUAUGCAGAAAUGUCAUUUAGAGUUAAGGACUCAUGUAAAGUAUAUAUUGGGGAUGUGAGAGCUAUAUUAGCUGUAUUUUAGCCUCAUUAUGCCACAUGGUAUUAAACCUAAGAGGAUAUAUAUGUGCUAAAGUCACUGCCAUAAUUAUUGAAGUUUGUACAUUUUGUUUGUUUUUCUCAGACAUGGGUUCUGCUUCAGAACAUAGUUCCUGCUUCUGAGCAGCAUUUCUGUGUUUUUAGUUCAAUAAAUAGUGCAACGUGAAGUCUC